Messenger RNA from Penicillium brasilianum, 4407 nucleotides. NCBI's taxonomy places the organism in Eukaryota, Fungi, Ascomycota, Eurotiomycetes, Eurotiales, Aspergillaceae. The record is from the annotation of a GenBank genome assembly.
CCCCCGUUCGAUCGCGGAGCUUUUUUUUUGGGACUCUCUUCUUGAAACUCUUUUCUCUCUUGGCUGUGCCAAUUUUUUCAGAGCGCUUGCUUUUUUUUUUUUUUUUUCGUUCCUGUUCAUUCUUAUUUACAUACUCAGUCCGACCUCUCUCUCCCAUCCUUGAUGACCAAUUCUCUCGACAACCAGAAACCACCUUAUCAUUGAACGGUGUCUUGGCAGCGCCAGACUCCACCUGCCCGUCGUCGCCAAAUCUCCUCGACCGCGCUGUUACGAGAGAAAAAUUACCCCGGAAAUCAUGCGCUGCGAUCCGACCACUCGCGGGUGUACGGUGUAUACCUUGCGUACGGGGGAUGAACUGGCCUCGACAAAGGGAUGUCCUUGAUCUGGAUUUUCCUAACAGCAACCUCCCCCGAAACCCAGUCAAUUCCGUCUAAUUCAGCACCCUUGGGAGAUUCAUUGGUUGGCUAUUGGCGGCUUGCGCAGGACUCGAGAUCGCCCCCGGUCUCAAUGUUGGUUCCUGAAACGGAUUCCUCUGGCGGGUUGCCCUGCAUCAUGGCCAACUCCUCUCGAUUGCCCCCCACACGAUAAUACCCAGCGGACUCCGGGGUAGUAUCGUGCCAUGUGUACAGGUUUCUGAGACACCAAAGUCUAAAGACAAGUCUUUGAUUCGUUGAUGAAUCAAACCUGAUAAGCUCUGAGGGGGACGCGGGGAAGACGGCCCCAACGUUGCAGCACAGAUACGCACUAUGGAAACUACCGUACGAAUCUUGUACCUGGACGUGUGUGUGUACGGGUGGCGGGGGGAGAAACCGGCUGAACCUGGCAAGUCCCCGGCGCAAUCAGCCGCUCGUGUAACGACUCGCCGGUGCGCCCAUGCCUCUUGCCUCUGAUGGUGCCAACCUUGCGUGAUGAGACGAGGGGACGAUGAGCCAAUCGCCGCACGACAUACAUUUGCCUUGCUUUGACCCGAAUGCGGUUGUGUCCCCGGAGGACCCUCUUUGAAAAGGCCCAAGCGGAUGGAAAGGACUGGGAGGGAGGACUACGGGGUAUGGCGGAGUGACUCGAUAGAAUCAAUACUGCGAGUACUCCUAGGUAGGAAUCACUGCGCAGUACUCCGUACUGAUAUCUACCCAUCAUUGACGACCUCGGUCGCGGCCCGUGGAAGCGCGUCGGCUGUCACGACUGAUCUGUCAUUCGCCCAGCUCGUCACAGCCGACAAUGAUCCCCGCCGUAGGGGAGGUACACGCGAUUCCUCUCUAAUCCGUCCAAUCCACACGUCCGUCCGCACUGUACGGAGUAAAUACCAACGCCCACACGGCCCAUUCCCAUGAUUCACGCCCUGUCUCCUCCGUUCAGAUGCCGAAUCGCCCCCCUCGACGAGCCGUGCCCGCGUCUACCGCGGAGUCCGGAGAGUGGACUCCGGCGAGAGCGUGUCUGAUCCGACGAUAUCUCUGGGCCCAAGCGAUCCAUUUUUUCUCCUCCAUUUGCCUCGUGGCGAACCAGGAGAGCGUUUGCGAAUUCGCGGUAUGCGAUGGUGUGCCGAAAACAGAGCUCAACUGAGGGUCUCUUUCAAAAUUUCCACCGGCAUUCUCCGUUUGGGCUAUCUCGCGAUGUGAUUUGUUGGCGAGUAGAGUGUGGACCCCGGACUAGACCCUUUGUGGUCCCUGCCAGGUACGGCUCAACGGCAAACGAUUUUUUUUUUUUCCUUCGAGAACCUCUCCUUGCGCCGCCAUCGAACGGAGUGCCAAGACUUCCAUACAACGAGUGAGACAUACUGAAUCCUGUCGCAUUGCUUGUUCGUCGCCAAAUCCAAGGAAUACUCUCUCGGCAUAUCAGCGCAUAUCAGCAUACUACACUCCUAUCAGAGCAUGACAGUCCUAUCAGCGCAGCGUGUUCGCUUCCGUGUACCCCCUUCUGGGGUUACAUUUCGUGGGGCUCGUCCAUUGCUGCACGGCCAUUCGCCCCAAACUCGACCGGUCCUGCCGAUCGCAUCCACGGUUGGUCUCUCGCUGGGAACAAUUGGUUUUUUCUUUUUUUUUCUUUCUCGCCUUCCGAAAGUGGGAACGGAAACAUACCAAAACGUCCACUCAAACCCCGGGCUUGUACUGUACCAAGACAAAGAGCUUGAAUUCGACUAGACCUCUUAGUCGAUUAUUUUACAUUAUUUUUUGUUUCUCUUUCGUUCGGUUCAUGCGCCGAUAAGAACUGUCCGAUAUUUUCUCCACCACGACCUCGGGUUGUUGGGUAAUCAAAAUCGGCUAUAUAUGUAUACCGGUCACGGUCACCUUUUCCUCUUUCUCUCUUCUUCUCUUCGUCCCUGUGCAACUUUUGGAAGAGAAGGUUAUUCCCUGGACCUAGUAUCGCCAUGUCGACUGCGGAUCACGAGGUUGAGGUUGCUCGGCCUCCUACUUACGAUGACACCGUCCCCGUUGAGCAGCAGAUCGUCCUGAACGAAAAGGCCAACAUGGAUAUGGAUAAGGAGAACCUCUCCAUGACUCCCGAUGGCGGCGAGCCCACCGAGGAUGAGAAGCGCUCUCUGCGUCACAUCGCUGAGAAUCUGCCCGUCUCGGCUUGGUUGGUUGCCAUUGUCGAGCUGUGUGAGCGGUUCACCUACUACGGCAUGUCUGGUUUGUUCCAGAACUAUGUCCUGCGUCCUCUGGACGGUAGCCAGGGCCGUGGUGCCCUCGGUAUGGGUCACCAGGGUGCUACCGGUCUGACCACUUUCUUCCAGUUCUGGUGCUAUGUUACUCCCAUCAUUGGUGCCAUUGUCGCCGAUCAAUACCUCGGCAAGUACAAGACUAUUGUCCUGUUCUGCGGUGUCUACCUCGUCGGUCUCCUCAUCCUGGUCUGCACUUCGAUCCCUAGCGCUCUGGAGCACGGAGCCGGUAUGGGUGGUUUCAUCGUGGCCAUUUUGAUCAUCGGUCUCGGUACCGGUGGUAUCAAGAGUAACGUUGCUCCUCUGAUUGCCGACCAGUACAAGCGGAAGAAGAUGGCUCUCUUGACUACCAAGAAGGGCGAGCGCGUCGUUAUUGACCCCGCGUUGACCAUCCAGCGCAUCUACAUGAUCUUUUAUGGCUGCAUUAACUUGGGCUCCCUCUCUCUGCUGGCUACUCCUUACAUGGAGUUGUACAUUGGCUUCUGGUCCGGUUACCUGCUCUGUCUUUGCAUGUUCGCUGCCGGUACCCUUGUCCUCCUCCUGGGCCGCAAGUACUACGUUGUUCGCCCUCCUCAGGGCUCCAUCAUCACCAACGCCUUCAAGGCUCUCUGGAUGAUGGUCAAGAACCGCAACAUGGACGCCCCCAAGCCCACCUGGCAGCUCGAGCACCGCGGUGUCGAGGCCACCCUCCCCUGGGACGACCACUUCAUCGAUGAGCUCAAGCGUGCCCUCGUUGCCUGCCGUGUCUUCGCCUUCUACCCCAUCUACUGGGUCGUCUACGGCCAGUUCUCCGGUAACUUUGUCACCCAGGCCGGCCAGAUGCAGGGUCACGGUAUCCCCAACGAUCUGAUGCAGAAUUUCGACCCGAUCUCCAUCAUCGUGUUCAUCCCCCUGCUCGAGACGGUCGUCUACCCUCUCAUGCGCCGCCUGAAGAUCCCCUUCCUCCCCAUCACCCGUAUCUCCCUGGGUUUCAUCGUCGCCUCUCUGGCCAUGAUGUACGCCGCCAUCGUGCAGCACCUGAUUUACUCCGCCGGUCCCUGCUACGGCUCGCCUCUCUGCGCCGCCUCCGAGAUCGACGGCACCGCCUACGGUAACAACGUGCACAUUGCCAUCCAGACCCCCGCAUACGUGUUCAUCGGUAUCUCGGAGAUUUUCGCCUCCGUCUCCGGUCUCGAGUACGCCUACACCAAGGCGCCCCCCUCCAUGAAGUCCUUCGUCCAGUCCAUGUACCUCCUCACCAACGCCUUCGGUUCCGCCCUCGCCGAGGCCCUCACCCCGGCCGCCUUUGACCCGGCGAUUAUGUGGAUGUUCGUCGGUCUGGCCGUUGCUUCGUUCUUGUGCGGUAUCAUCUUCUACAUUAUCUUCCGUCACCUGAACGCCCAGGAAGAUGACAUGAACGCCCUGGACGCCGAUGACCCGAUGCCCGAAGCCCCCGUUGAGGAGGCCCGUCGUGCUUCCCAGGCCCCGCAUUAAAUAGAGAUAGAUCUGUGAUCUGCUUUUUGUUGCAGGGAGAAUCGGGUGAUUCUUUUCCCUUGCCGGUUUUGUACGUUUUCUGUCUUGUGAUGAUAUCCGAACUUGCAUUGCGUUGCGUUGUAAGCAUGUCUGCUUUUUUGGCUAGGGCGGAGGGAGCGGGUAUGUCUUCCUGUUGUCUUGAGCUGCUGGGCAGCUAUGUGAGACGAGCUAUGAUUUGUUGCGGUGAUAAUCUUAGUAUAUAUAUUAUAAAUAGUAUCUCAAAUGUCUGUGAUUAGAAA